AUGGAGCUUUCCUGCGAGGACUUUGUGGCGGUCAACGUUCCGGCCAACUUUGAACAGCCCGAAGACCUGCAUGAGUACUUCUCACUAAAGGCGCCGCCGAAUACAAGCAUCUGGCGGAAACCUUCAGCGUCGGAUGACACCACUGCACCCAUGAUCCUAAAACGAUUACGCCAGUCCUUCAUUCUCGCGGAAGUAACUGUGUCCGCCGAUUUCGCCAGGGAGUUUGAUCAAGCCGGCAUCGUCAUUUUCGCCGGCUCGCUCCCUGAUCCAUCGAGGCCAUCAACGGCAGCCGCUCGUCGAAUGCCGCGAUAUCAAAGACCGGGGAACGAAGCUUUGGCGACAGGGAAAUGGGCCAAGGCUGGCCUCGAGCUGAUAGAAGGGGAGCUUCAUGCUGCUUCCGUGGUGGCAAUUUCUCCUUGCGGUGCCGACUGGGCCUCUUCAGCACGCUUGCCGUCGCCACCGACACCGUAUGGUUCCUACUCACUCACUUCGCACUCCCUCCGCAUCAAACUCGAGCGCGUCGAGGAGUCUCUUUGGAUUUGGUACAAACUGCCGGAUCAUAUUGCUUCCCUUGAACAGCCACAUUACCCGUAUUCGGACCUGGACCCACGAUACCAACGCGAACGCAAUCCGGAAGACGUUGCAUCUGGUUGGAGGAAGAUGCGUGAGAUCAUGGGCUUCUUUGGUGGUGGGCCGGAACACCAGAAGGGCACGGUCUGGGUCGGAUGUUAUGCAAGCAGACCGAUGGAGUUCGAACCCCGGCACAACUGGGAGACCGUGGAUGGCCUGGUUGCAGAAUUCGAGGAUUUGGACAUCUUAUGA
Messenger RNA from Fonsecaea erecta, 822 nucleotides. RefSeq lists its product as hypothetical. NCBI's taxonomy places the organism in Eukaryota, Fungi, Ascomycota, Eurotiomycetes, Chaetothyriales, Herpotrichiellaceae. The record is from RefSeq and is a predicted model, not a curated record. The transcript has a single exon. The coding region runs from base 1 to 822 and encodes 273 amino acids.